AGUGAAUAGUCCUCGCGCGAGCGGGACGCGGUGGUGGAUGCAAUUCCGCUCGCCCACCGCCGCCGGGAGCUCCCUGGCGCCGCAGGCAGCGUCCUCCUCCGGAGCAGCGGCGCCGGCACCUGGACAGCCUGGACCUUCGCGCCCUGCGCUCGGGGCCUCGCGCGGGGGGCGCCCCGGGACACCCCCUGCGGGCAGGGUGGAGGAGGAAGAGGAGGAGGAGGAAGACGUGGACCAGGUCCCCUACCCUACACGGAACACCUGGCUGCGCGGCUGCCACUUCUCUUUCAGGGGGAGGAGAGGAGAGCCUGGGAGAGCCAUGGGGGGCUGCGAAGUCCGAGAAUUUCUUUGGCAAUUAGGUUUCUUCUUGCCUUUGCUGACAGUUUGGCCGGGAGACUGCAGCCACGUCUCCAACAACCAAGUUGUGUUGCUUGAUACAACAACUGUGCUGGGAGAGCUAGGAUGGAAAACAUAUCCAUUAAAUGGGUGGGAUGCCAUUACUGAAAUGGAUGAACAUAACAGGCCCAUUCACACAUACCAGGUAUGCAAUGUAAUGGAACCAAAUCAAAACAAUUGGCUUCGUACAAACUGGAUCUCCCGAGAUGCAGCUCAGAAAAUUUAUGUGGAAAUGAAGUUCACACUGAGGGAUUGUAACAGCAUCCCAUGGGUCUUGGGGACUUGCAAAGAAACAUUUAAUCUGUAUUAUGUGGAAUCAGAUGAGUCCCAUGGAAUUAAAUUCAAGCCAAGCCAGUAUACAAAGAUCGAUACAAUUGCUGCUGAUGAAAGUUUUACCCAGAUGGAUUUGGGUGAUCGCAUCCUCAAACUCAACACUGAAAUUCGUGAGGUGGGGCCUAUAGAAAGGAAAGGAUUUUAUCUGGCUUUUCAAGACAUUGGGGCAUGCAUUGCCCUGGUAUCAGUCCGUGUUUUCUACAAAAAGUGCCCCUUCACUGUACGUAACUUGGCCAUGUUUCCUGACACCAUCCCAAGGGUUGACUCUUCCUCUUUGGUUGAAGUAAGGGGUGCUUGUGUGAAGAGUGCAGAAGAGCGUGACACUCCUAAACUAUAUUGUGGAGCUGAUGGAGAUUGGCUGGUUCCUCUUGGAAGGUGCAUCUGCAGUACAGGAUAUGAAGAGAUCGAGGGUUCUUGCCAUGCUUGCAGACCAGGAUUCUAUAAAGCAUUUGCUGGGAACACAAAAUGUUCUAAAUGCCCUCCACACAGUUUAACCUACAUGGAAGCAACUUCGGUCUGUCAGUGUGAAAAGGGUUACUUCCGGGCUGAAAAAGACCCACCUUCCAUGGCAUGUACCAGGCCACCUUCAGCUCCUAGGAAUGUGGUUUUUAACAUCAAUGAAACAGCCCUUAUUUUGGAAUGGAGCCCACCAAGUGACACAGGAGGGAGAAAAGAUCUCACAUACAGUGUAAUCUGUAAGAAAUGUGGCUUAGACACCAGCCAGUGUGAGGACUGUGGUGGAGGACUCCGCUUCAUCCCAAGACAUACUGGCCUGAUCAACAAUUCCGUGAUAGUUCUUGACUUUGUGUCUCACGUGAAUUAUACCUUUGAAAUAGAAGCCAUGAAUGGAGUUUCUGAGUUGAGUUUUUCUCCCAAGCCAUUCACAGCCAUUACAGUGACCACAGAUCAAGACG
Messenger RNA from Myotis lucifugus (little brown bat), 1640 nucleotides. RefSeq names its product ephrin type-A receptor 6-like. Gene Ontology annotation, cellular component: neuron projection; membrane. Gene Ontology annotation, biological process: cell surface receptor protein tyrosine kinase signaling pathway; axon guidance; protein phosphorylation. The annotation marks the transcript as partial. Gene Ontology annotation, molecular function: protein binding; ATP binding; transmembrane-ephrin receptor activity. The transcript is spliced from 5 exons. Lineage: Eukaryota; Metazoa; Chordata; Mammalia; Chiroptera; Vespertilionidae. The record is from RefSeq and is a predicted model, not a curated record.